This is a messenger RNA of Aspergillus tanneri, 1443 nucleotides long. Its product is annotated as CCCH zinc finger protein. The record is from RefSeq and is a predicted model, not a curated record. Bases 1 to 1443 code for a protein of 480 amino acids. The transcript is spliced from 3 exons. NCBI's taxonomy places the organism in Eukaryota, Fungi, Ascomycota, Eurotiomycetes, Eurotiales, Aspergillaceae. Gene Ontology annotation, molecular function: metal ion binding.
AUGACUCGGGGCUAUUUCGAUCAGUAUAGCCAACUGUCGUCCAUAGACCAGAGAAAAAAUGUACUUAUUGAGGAGCUUCUCCAACGUGUAUCCGAGCUGGAAGAAGCGUAUCAGCGAGAGAAGCUUGACCAUGAUCGCGAGACUCGCUUUAAUCGUGAUAUCCAGAUUCAUGAAAUGGAGUUGAUGGACCAGAUAACCAGAAUGAAAAACGUUAUGGUGGGCCUUUCUUACUACCUCUGUCCCACCCAGGCGACUGACUUUCGGUUGGCUUUGCAGGAUCGCGAACCUUUUAUCGUGGCACUCUUAGACGGAGCUGGGAUGAUAUUCAAGGACGAGUUUCUACAACAAGGAGAACAAGGUGGACUGAAUGCGGCAGCGAAGCUUCAUUCUGCCUUGUAUGACUAUGUCGCGGGUAACUUUCCAGGCAUCAAAUCACCCAAGAUAAUAACAAAAAUCCUGGUCAACGUGAAGGGAUUAGGUGAGCUCUGUGUUCGUGGUGGUGUUACCACCGAGCUUUCUUUGAUCGAAGAUUUUGUCCGAGGCUUCAAUACUAGCUUUCCACUCUUUGAGAUGCUGGACAUCGGAACUGGAAAGGGAAGCGCUCAUGAUAAGAUUGCAGAGGCGUUUAAAUUGAAUCUGUACAACUGUCACUGCCACCAGAUAUUCCUAGGGUGUUCGCAAGAUAGCGCCUACGCCCGGAUGCUAGAAGAUAUCCUGCGUGAUACGGAUCUUAGAGGACGGGUGUCCCUGAUCGAAGGGCUUCCAUUUGAAACGGGCCUGGACUCAAUCAAAGCGUCGUACAGAGUAACUAGAUUCUCCGAUCUAUUCAGAAAUACAAAUAUAACCGUGUGGGCCCCUUGGAAAGCUGCAGUGGCUAGCAAACCGCGCUCUCUCCUCACGUCAUCACCAGUACCCCAAAGUGUUUCUCUUUCGCGGACUUCAACCAAUACCUCGUCCACAAGCGAUAGUGUACCAUUCUCGGCUACGUGUACUUCCGCCGCUUCCUCGACUUCUGGAGAAUUCCAGAUUGUACGUACCAGAUCAUCUCCUAAAACCCCGACUCCUAAAAUCGUGGAACGGAAUAAAUACGGCCAACGCGUAGAUCGAAUUGAUUUUAGGGACCUCCCACGCGAGGAAGUGACCCGCUUGAAGAAGCUGAAGCUUUGCAACUACCACUUUCUACAGGGCGAAUGCCCAAAUGGCUCCUGCAGCCAUGACCAUUCGCGCAAACUAACCAAGAGUGAGCUUCAUAUCCUGAAAGCCAUUGCUCGCAUGACCCCCUGUCGUUAUGGACUGGACUGUGAUGAUCCAGAAUGUAUCUAUGGACAUCGCUGUCCACAGAGCGAACCCGGUAGAACGGGUUGUUACUGGGGGUCAAAUUGUCGAUUCAGCCGCGCGGCGCACGGUGUUGAUAUCAAUAUCGUCAAGGUUACCAAAGUCUAG